AUGUCAUCAUCUAAGAGCCAUCCUGAUGAAGCUGAAUCGGAUGAUCCACCAAUGAAUAAAGUUCAAGGAGAACUUCUUAAAGAAAUUUCACAAAUGUCAGUUGAUGAAUUAAAUGAGCUUGAAGAACAAUUAUCAACUGAAUUUAAAACCGUGGGUAAAGAAUAUCUUGAUAACAGAUUAUCUAGAAUCAAUGUUAUUUUGGAGAAAUUAAACAAUCUGAUCAAAUUAGCUACGGCAAAUGAUAAAAGUUGGCUAAAAAUAUAUAAUUUUGAAGUUGAAACGAUUAAUAAUAUCAUGACAAAUACAGAAGAUUUAAUCAUGGUAAAUAAUGGAAAACUUAAAAAUAAGCCUGAUCUUUUAAAAUCAAUUGAUGAAUAUCAAGAAGAAUUAAAAGAGAUUUUUAAGAAUUUACAAAGUCCAUUUGAUUUUGAUAAUACUUUUAAAUACGAUAAUGAGUAUCUAAUGAAUCAUAAAAAUAUCAACAAUAACUUGUCAAAAUUACCAUUUCCUUAUCUAUUUAAUGAUUACUUUAAGAGACACAGAGAUGGAUUGAAUGCUAUAAGUAAAGAGAAAGAUUAUCAAACCAAAUUGAUUAAAGAUAAUCUGUAUGGAAAUAGAAUAAUUUUGUGGAAACAAUAUUACAACUCGGUAAAUCAACGGAAACAAAAAUUGAUUAAUGACACACAGAAUGAGUUAAACCAACUAUACAAAGACUAUUAUCGAUUGAAUGAAUAUAAAAAUGCUGAAACUUCCAAUAGAGCUUAUUACAGAUCUUUAACUAACCCAUUUGCAGUUGAUGCAAAUACCGAUGAUAAGAUCGAUACUAUUAAUAACAAAGAUCUUGAUACUGUUCUUAAUAGCAAUCAAGAUUCCAAUUAUAUUGAGUUGGAUACUAGAUUUAAACCAAAGAGUAAGAUUGAAUUAUCGGAUAUUAGACAGAGAAUCAAGCAGAAAGAUUGGGAGGUUAGUAAUAUCGCUCAGAGGAUAAAAAGAUCUUAUGACUAUGAAGAAUCAAAUGAAAUUUGUACGAGUUUGAAUGAUUUUGAAGCCGAUGAAGAUUUGUUGCUUUUAAGACAGACCCUUAAUAGUGAUGGUACACUUUCAUCCAAGAGACGUAAAAUUGCUGAGGAUACAUCGGAUGAUUCAGAGUUGUAUUCAGAUGCAGAAGGAGAGGUAAAUAAUGAAGAAAAUAGAUCUGGUGAUUCAUCUGAAGAUGAAGAUUUAGAAGAAAGUCAAGAUUUAACCCCAGAAGAAAAACUCAAACGAAAGGAAUACAAACAAAUAUUGUUUAAUAAUGCACCUGAAUCAAGUAAACUACAGAAAUUACCACCAUUAGAAUCAUUUCCUGCAUUGUAUAAUUAUGGUUAUUAUUAUUAG
Molecule: messenger RNA, 1377 nt
Organism: Candida tropicalis MYA-3404
Lineage: Eukaryota; Fungi; Ascomycota; Pichiomycetes; Serinales; Debaryomycetaceae
Exons: 1
Coding region: 1-1377 (458 amino acids)
Source: RefSeq, a predicted model, not a curated record